AUCAAAGUAUACAAAUAACAUCAAGCACUUCAUCGUCUCAAUCAAUUCUCAACACUUAUUUACCAAUAUCAUGUUUACACAUAUUUGUUGCACUUCUCACAUUCGUCAUUCUAAUACCGGCAUCUUAUACUUCUGAUCCACCCGAAAUCAUUUUACGACCACGUAAUCAACAAGUACGUGUUGGAGGGAUUGCUGCGUUUUAUUGUACGGCACGUGGUGAUCCUCAACCUCAAAUUCAAUGGCGAAAAAAUGGUAAACGAUUAUCAGUAACACAAUCAAGAUACUUAGUACAAGAAUUUGGACAAGAUGGUGCACUAUUACGUAUUGAACCGGUACGUGCGAUACGAGAUGAGGCCACAUACGAGUGUGUUGCAGAGAAUGGUGUGGCCGAUGCUGUUAGUGCUGAAGCUGUGCUAACAAUAUUUGAAAAUGACAAUUUACCGAAAGGUUUUCCAGUAAUUAUACAAGCUCCAACUGUACGAGUCGUUGAAAUUGGACAAACAGCAGUGUUAACAUGUCGUGCAACUGGUAAUCCAACGCCACAAAUAACAUGGAUACGAAAUAUGUUGCCAAUUGUGCCACCAUUUACAAAUCAACGUUAUACGAUCCAAAACAAAAAUACAUCAGAAUAUUUACAAGGUGUCCUACAAAUCACAUCAAGCGAAGAAGAUGAUCAAGGCAAAUAUGAAUGUGUGGCAGAAAAUGUAAUCGGUACCGAAUACUCGAAAUCCACAUCACUGUAUGUAAAAGUACGUCGAGUUCCACCACAAUUUUCCAUUCCACCACCACCAAUCAGUGAAGUGAUGAUUGGUAGUUCGUUACAACUAACAUGUGUGGCAGUUGGAUCACCAAUGCCUUUUGUAAAAUGGCGAAAGGGUGAUACACAGGAUAUAACACCCGAAGAUAAAAUUCCAAUUGGACGAAAUGUAUUACAAUUGGAUAAUAUUAUGGAAUCGACAAAUUAUACGUGUAUUGCGGCCAGUACGUUGGGUAGUAUUGAAGCGUUGGCACAAGUUAAAGUACAAUCCUUGCCAAGUGCGCCCACUGACGUUAAAGCAUCAGAAAUCACUGCAACAUCAGUACGGCUCAGUUGGUCCUAUAAUGGUCCAGAAGAAUUACAUUACUAUGUGAUACAAUUUAAACCAAAGCAUGCGAAUCAAGCGUAUAGUGAAAUUAGUGGGAUUAUUACAAUGUAUUAUUCAGUACGAAAUUUAUCACCUUAUACUGAAUACGAAUUCUUUGUGAUUGCUGUAAAUAAUAUUGGACGAGGACCCCCAAGUGUACCAGUUAUUGUGUCCACGGGUGAAACAAGUGCUAAACCGGGGUCGGCACCUAGAAAUGUACAAGUGAGACCAUUAAGCUCUAGUACAAUGGUCAUCCAAUGGGAUGAACCGGAGACACCCAAUGGACAAAUAAUGGGCUAUAAAGUAUAUUAUACAACGGAUCCAGCACAACCCAUGUCUUCAUGGGACUCACAAAAAGUUGACAAUAAUCAAUUAACAACGAUAAGUGAUUUAACCCCACAUAAAAUUUACACAAUUAAAGUACAAGCGUCAACUUCCGUUGGACCGGGCCCAUUAAGUGUACCAGUACAAGUGAAAACGCAGCAAGGUGUACCAAGUCAACCGGAUGGAUUACGUGCAACCGAUAUUGGUGAAACGUCCGUUACGUUACAAUGGAGUCGUCCACAGCAUUCCAGUGAAAAUAUUGUGGAUUAUGAAUUAUAUUGGAAUGAUACGUACGCGAAUGAUGAACAUCAUCGUCGAAUACCAAUCAGUGAAUCGUAUACAUUAACUGGAUUGUAUCCAAACACGUUGUAUUAUAUAUGGUUAGCGGCACGUUCCCAACGUGGGGAAGGUGCUUCCACGCCACCUAUUCCAAUUCGUACAAAACAGUAUGUACCGGGUGCACCACCCCGAAAUGUAACGGCUGAAGCCGUUGGACCAACAUCAAUAUUAGUGAAAUGGGAACCACCAGCAAUUGAACGUUCAAAUGGUCGUAUUGUUUAUUAUAAAUUACAAGUUGUCGAAGCAGGCCGUUCUGACUCGGAAGCGUCUAUAAUAACAUUAAAUAAUACAACACAUUUAUUGGAUGAGCUAAAACGUUGGACCGAUUAUAAAAUUUGGGUAUUAGCUGGUACAUCGGUUGGCGAUGGUCCUCCGUCUUAUCCAAUUACCGUUCGGACACAUGAAGAUGUGCCUGGUGAUCCUCAGGAUGUGAGAGUGGUCGCAUUAAAUUCAACAAGUAUACGUGUUACAUGGAAACCACCGUUAGCUAAAGAUCGAAAUGGUGUUAUCCGAGGAUAUCAUGUACAUGUUCAAGAAACUAAGGAAGAGGGAAAGAAUCUAUUAAAUGAACCAUUACGAUUAGAUGUAUUAGAUGGCGCUGCACUCGAAAUGAAUGUUACAGGAUUACAACCUGAUACUAAAUAUUCUGUGCAAGUAGCGGCCUUAACACGAAAAGGAGAUGGUGAUAGGAGUCCUCCAGUGUUUGUUAAAACUCCUGGCGGUGUACCAAAUCGACCAACAGUUACAUUAAAAAUCCUGGAACGCGAACCAACUGUAUCAAUUGAAUUAGAAUGGAGUCGUCCAUCCCAAACUUAUGGUGAAUUAACCGGUUAUCGAUUACGUUUCGGUCUCAAAGAUCAACCACUAAUGGAAGUACAUCUGAAAUCAGUCCAAAUAAGUCAUCGUAUCCAUGAAUUAGAACGAGGUGUCGAAUACGAAUUUCGUGUGGCUGGUCUAAAUCAUAUGGGCGUUGGACAAGAAAGUAUCAAAUAUUUACAAACACCAGAAGGUCGACCAACGGGACCACCGGCAAAUAUAACAUAUCAUUUUCAAACACCGGAUGUUGUUUGUAUACAAUGGGACCAACCUACGCGAGAACAUCGUAACGGACAAAUUGUUCGCUAUGAUAUACAAUUCCAUAAAGCACAUGACCAUACGACAAUUAUGGAUCGUAAUACAACCACAAAGAAAGCUGUCUUUGGUAAUUUGGAAGAAAAUACUGAUUAUGUGUUCCAUGUUCGAGCGCAUACAAACCAAGGAGCUGGUCCAUUUAGCGAAAAAGUAACAAUUCAUACAGAUCGUGACAUCGGCCGAGCCCCAAUGAGUGUUCAAGCCGUAGCUACAUCGGAUUCCAGCGUAGAAGUGUGGUGGGAGCCAGUACCAUCUCGAUCAAAACUAACAGGCUAUCAAAUAUUUUAUACAAUGACAGCUGUAGAAGAUUUAGAUCAAUGGCAACAAAAAACGGUUGGCCUUACUGAAUCCGCGGAUUUAUUAAAUUUAGAAAAAUACGCUCAAUACGCUGUGGCAGUAGCUGCUCGUACGAAAAAUGGACUUGGACGCUUAUCCGAGAAAGUAACCGUAAAAGUAAAACCCGAAGAUGUUCCAUUAGAAUUACGAGCACAUGAUGUCAGUACACAUUCCAUGACACUAUCAUGGUCCCCGCCAAUUCGAUUAACGCCAGUAAAUUAUCGAAUUUCCUUCGAUGCUGUAAAAGAAUUUGUGGAUUCACAGGGAAUUACUCAAACACAAAUUGUUCCACGUCGUGAAAUAUUAUUAAAACCGGAUGUGACAUCACAUACUAUUAACGAGCUUUCACCUUUUACGACAUACAUGGUGAAUGUGAGUGCAAUUCCACCAGAUUAUUCAUAUCGACCACCGACUAAAAUUACCGUGACCACACAAAUGGCAGCACCACAGCCAAUGGUGAAACCAGAUUUUUAUGGUGUGGCUCAAGGUGAAGAAAUUCAAGUGAUAUUACCACAAGCGUCGGAAGAAUAUGGACCAAUAUCACAUUAUUUCUUAAUUGUUGUGCCAGAAGAUAAAUCCACAAAUAACAAACAUCCUGAUCAAAUUUUAACGGAAUUUAUGACCACAAAUAAAACAAUGAAACGUGAAGGAGAGAAUUCACCAUAUAUUGCAGCGAAAUUCUUGCAACGGAAUAUUCCAUACACAUAUCAUUUAGGCAGUGGAAUUGAACACGACGGCUUCACAAAUGAAAAAUUAAAACGUGGUAAACGUUAUCGAAUUUUUGUACGUGCUGUAGUCGACACCCCACAAAAACACUUAUACACAAGUAGCCCAUUCUCAGAGUACUUAGCUUUAGAUAUGCGAGAAGCACCACCUGGAGAUCCACCACGACGCCCCAAUCCAAACGUAGCAAUUGAACCGGAUGUAUCAGUAAAUCGCAACACUGAAGAAGCUGGUAUGCUAUGGAUUGUUGGUCCAAUAAUCGCCGCGUUAUUCCUAUCAAUUAUCCUUGUGCUGUUAUAUAUAAUUAAACGAAGGCGUCGACCAUGUAAAGCAUCAGAUGGACCAGCUGUAACACGACCUUUAAUGGCCGCGGAUUUAGGUGCAGGUGAUUUAGGAAUGACUGACCCAACGGAUCCAGUUGAAAUGAGACGAUUGAACUUCCAAACACCGGCAAUGAUUUCGCAUCCACCGAUUCCAAUAUCUGAAUUAGCUAAUCACAUCGAACGGCUAAAGGCAAAUGAUAAUAUUAAAUUCUCACAAGAAUAUGAGAGUAUUGAACCAGGUCAACAGUUCACUUGGGAUCAUUCGAGUAUGGAAGUGAAUAAAGCGAAAAAUCGUUAUGCAAAUGUUAUUGCAUAUGAUCAUAGUCGGGUAAUUCUUCAACCCUUAGAUGGGCAAGUUGGUGGUGAUUACAUUAAUGCUAAUUAUUGUGAUGGAUAUCGAAAACACAAUGCUUAUGUUGCCACACAAGGACCUUUGCAAGAAACUUUAGGUGAUUUUUGGCGAAUGUGUUGGGAAUUACGCUCUGCAACAAUCGUUAUGAUGACUAAGUUAGAAGAACGAACACGCAUUAAAUGUGACCAGUAUUGGCCUGCUGGUCGGGGCACUGAUACAUACGGCGUUAUUACAGUGACCGUCACUGAUGUCCAAGAAUUAGCAACAUACUGUAUACGCUCUUUCCAAAUUCAACGACAAGGUUGUCUAGAACGCCGAGAAAUCAAACAAUUACAAUUUACAGCAUGGCCAGAUCAUGGGGUACCCGAUCAUCCAGCACCUUUCUUACAAUUUGUACGUCGUGUUCGAAGUUUAAAUCCGGCAGAUGGUACAGCUGGACCAAUUAUUGUGCAUUGUUCCGCCGGAGUUGGGCGAACUGGAUGCUUUAUUGUUAUUGAUUCAAUGCUAGAACGUAUCCGUCACGAGAAAAGUAUCGAUAUUUAUGGUCAUGUGACUUGUUUACGAGCUCAACGUAAUUACAUGGUACAAACUGAGGACCAAUAUAUAUUUAUACAUGAUUCGUUACUGGAAGCUGUUGUUUGCGGGAACACAGAAGUGCCUGCACGUAAUUUACACGCGCACAUUGAGAAACUAAUGCGUCCCACUGAACUGGCAAACAACAUGACCGGUUUAGCAUUGGAAUUUAAAAAAUUAUCGAAUAUGAAACCGAUUACAAAUGAAGCGAAUCGAUUUAUCAGUGCGAAUUUACCAUCAAAUAAACAUAAAAAUCGUUUAGUUCAUAUUUUGCCGUUAGAAAGUACACGUGUGUGUUUGACACCAGUCCGAGGGGUUGAAGGUUCCGAUUAUAUUAAUGCCAGUUUUGUUGAUGGAUAUCGUUAUCGAAACGCUUACAUUGCGACUCAAGGUCCAUUGGCUGAUACCGCACAUGAUUUAUGGCGUAUGCUUUGGGAGCAUAAUUCCACGAUUGUUGUCAUGCUGACAAAAUUGAAGGAAAUGGGACGUGAAAAAUGUCAUCAAUACUGGCCAAGUGAGCGUAGCGUGCGCUACCAAUGUUUCGUUGUUGAUCCCAUAGCUGAGUAUAACAUGCCACAGUAUAUUUUACGUGAAUUUAAGGUGACAGAUGCACGUGAUGGGGCAUCGCGUACUGUACGUCAAUUCCAAUUUAUCGAUUGGCCAGAACAAGGUGUUCCUAAAUCUGGUGAUGGUUUUAUUGAUUUUAUUGGACAAGUGCAUAAAACAAAAGAACAAUUUGGACAGGAUGGUCCAAUUACAGUACAUUGUAGUGCCGGUGUUGGUCGUACUGGAGUUUUCAUCACAUUGAGUAUUGUUUUGGAACGGAUGCAAUACGAAGCAGUUGUGGAUGUGUUCCAAACUGUACGAAUAUUACGUACACAACGGCCAGCAAUGGUUCAAACUGAGGAACAAUAUCAAUUCUGUUAUCGUGCUGCUUUGGAAUAUUUAAAUUCAUUCGAUCACUACUCUAACUGAUCUUCGCCAAUUGACAGAUUAUGCUGAGACGAACAUAAUCUGAACAUGAAUCUACGUCUCGUCUAACAACACAACAAAACUUAAUUCGUCAUACUGCACACACAUGCCUAAAAGUUAAAAACAUUUAAGUGAAAAACUAUUUUUAAAAAAACUAUAAAGACAAUUAUUAAAAAAACAAACUCAACUAAAAAA
Chrysoperla carnea is the source of this 6392-nucleotide messenger RNA. RefSeq names its product tyrosine-protein phosphatase Lar (gene Lar). NCBI's taxonomy places the organism in Eukaryota, Metazoa, Arthropoda, Insecta, Neuroptera, Chrysopidae. The transcript is spliced from 17 exons. Gene Ontology annotation, biological process: protein dephosphorylation. Gene Ontology annotation, molecular function: protein tyrosine phosphatase activity; protein binding. The record is from RefSeq and is a predicted model, not a curated record. Bases 564 to 6200 code for a protein of 1878 amino acids.